GAUAUCGCACCAAUCAUCCUUUUUUGACGCCCCUAGACGCAUUAUGAGAGAAAUUUUGAAACGUUAUUCCAAUCUUCUUUACGAUGAAUUCAUCAAGACCAAUGAGAAUUCAGCAGUCUUUUGACAAGUGGCAAAGGAUGAAAGGGUACAUUAUAGACCUUUACAAAGAGCAAACUCUCGAGCAAGUCAUCAUCACGCUGAAAGAUAAACACGACUUUGUCGUGACCAAGAGGCAGCUAGUUUACAGACUGAGCCUGUGGCGUUGCCACAAGUAUAGCGGCCCUCCUACCUAUGGUAAUAAGCAUAACCCAAAAAGCAGCCUGGAGAGAGAUGUAAAGGAUAUCGCGGACCUUGACUCGAGUGACGAGAGCAAUGGUAUAGUUGAAGCCCCGAUCAACUAUUGCCUUGACUAUACAGCUGCAGACUAAUGGGGUGCUAGUGACCAGUCGUUGUCGCCGCCGUGGCGUGCCUCUCCCUAUUGCGAAACGACAGAGUGUUGCCAACCGGGUGGCCGGUGAUACUUUCAAUCGUCUAGCUGGUA
This is a messenger RNA of Colletotrichum acutatum, 541 nucleotides long. RefSeq lists its product as uncharacterized. The coding region runs from base 84 to 428 and encodes 114 amino acids. The transcript is spliced from 2 exons. The record is from RefSeq and is a predicted model, not a curated record. Lineage: Eukaryota; Fungi; Ascomycota; Sordariomycetes; Glomerellales; Glomerellaceae.